UUCAUCAGCCACAAUUUGUUUUCUUUUUUAUAUUCUACAAAAAAUACUACGAAUUACAAAAGCAGAUUGUAUAUAUAUAAUCCAUUUCCCGCAAUCAUUCACUUUUUCCUCUCUUCUCUUAUUUCUUCUUCUUUCUCUCUCUAGCUUGCAUAUAUUAUACUAUAUUUUUUGUCUUGGUGGAGGGAGUAUUUUCUCUAAUUCCCAAUCGAAAUUGGAGAAUUUUGAGGUUUGUAUUCUUCGAAUUAUUAGAUCAGGAGCCAUGGUUGAGACGCGGCGGAGCUCGUCUGCCUCGAAGCGCACUCUAAGUGAUUCCUCACCUCCUCUGCAAAACGCCAAGCGAUCCAAGGCGGCUGAGGCGUCGGCUUCAUCAAUGAAUGAUUCGUCGGCGUCGGAGGAAGUGGUGGGCGCCGCCGUGGUGAAGGAUUCGGAGGCCGGAUCGGCUGAUCUGGCUGGCGGCAGCUUGAAGCAGCCUGAUGACUUGACGCCGCCGCCGGGGAAGGCGGCUGAGGCGGUGGCCGAAGGUGAUUCCAAUUUAGAUGCUAAUAAAGGGAAGUCGAGUGGGAUGCUAAUAAAUGUCGGGCGAAAGCGGCAGCUGAAAUCUAAUGAAACUGAAACUGGGGAUGCAUGGGGCAAACUCCUAUCUCAGUGUUCACAGAAUUCCCAUGUUGUUAUGCAUGGCCCUACAUUUAGUGUUGGUCAAGGCCGCCAGUGUGACUUGUGGGUACGAGAUCCAUUAAUCAGUAAGUUGUUGUGUAAUCUGAAGCACAUUGAGUCUGAGGGUGGGGAAUCAGUUACACUCCUUGAAAUCAAGGGAAAUAAAGGACUUGUUCAAGUUAAUGGAACGGCUUACGCAAAAGAUUCCACUAUCACUUUAAAUGGAGGUGAUGAGGUGGUCUUUAGCUCAUCGACUAAACAUGCUUAUAUUUUCCAACUCCUUACCAACACCGGAGAAUUGACAACUAGCGAGCCGCCUUCAGUCAGCAUAUUAGAAGCUCAUGGUGGAUCCACAAAUGGAUUACAUAUCGAGGCUAGAUCAGGUGAUACUUCUGCAGUUGCCGUUGCGUCAACUCUGGCCUCACUCUCGCAUCUCACAAAUGAAUUAUCUCUUAUUCCACCAUCACCUCGGAAUGGUGAGGAUGUUCAGCAAGGGUCUGAAAUUUCAUCGGUACCUUCUGCUUGCAAAGUGUCAGACAAUUGUAUCAUUGACACCGAAAUGAAAGGUCCCUCUGCCUGUAAUGACGAUGUUUCUGCAGCAGUUGUUGGGAAUACUGGUGCUCCAUCUUCUGAUAUUGCCAAUGAUAACUUGAACAAUGACGCUGAAAUUGGGAAGAUUGUAGGUGGAAACAAUGACUUAAGACCCGUUUUGCAUUUUUUAGCAGGUCCCUCAGCUUCUGAGUUUAAUAUAGGCCUAUCGCGAAUUCUUGAUGAGCAUAACAGAGGCAGAGGAGAUCAACUAAAGGGUUCUCGUCCUCCGAUUCCACAGUCGUCAAGACGUCAAAAAUUCAAAGAGAGCUUACGGCAAGGAUUAAUAGAUGUGAAAGAUCUGGAUGUUUCGUUUGAGAAAUUUCCCUAUUAUCUAAGUGAGACAACCAAGACUGUCCUUAUUGCUUCAUCAUACAUACAUUUGAAGUGUGGAAAUUUGGGAAAGCUUACUUCAGAGCUCCCUACGGUGUGCCCAAGAAUUUUGUUGUCAGGUCCAGGAGGUUCUGAAAUAUAUCAGGAAACAUUGACUAAGGCACUUGCUAAGUUUUUUGGCGUGAGACUACUUAUAGUUGAUACUAUUACAUUACCGGGUGGACCAAUAACAAAGGAAGUUGAUUCCUUAAAAGAAAGUUCAAAGCCCGAGAGAGCUAGUGUGUUUGCUAAGCGAACUACUGCUGCUGUACACAAUAAGAAACCAGCGUCAAGUCAGGAGGCUAAUAUCACCGGGGUUUCUGCUAUAGCCUCUCCUGCUCAGCCUAAGCAUGAACUAUCUACCGCUACAUCAAAGAACUACACUUUCAGAAAAGGUGAUAGAGUAAAGUUCGUGGGCUCAUUAGCAUCAGGCUUUCCCCCUCCAUUUAGGGGUCCAACUUAUGGUUCCAGAGGCAAGGUGGUUCUUGCUUUUGAAGGAAAUGGCUAUUCUAAGAUUGGGGUUAGAUUCGAUAGAGCAGUUCCCGAAGGUAAUGAUCUUGGGGGCCUCUGCGAAGAAGAUCAUGGUUUCUUUUGUUCAGCCGAUUCACUACGUCCUGAAAGCUCCAACGGAAAUGACAUAGAUGAGCUUGCCAUUAAUGAGCUCUUCGAGGUUGCAUCGAUGGAAAGUAAAAGGGGCUCGUUAAUUUUGUUUGUCAAAGACAUCGAGAAAUCGGUGAUCGGGAAUCUGGAGGCAUAUACAGCCUUCAAAAUGAAGCUGGAAGCUUUGCCUGAUAAUGUUGUUGUGAUAGCUUCACAUACUCAGACAGACACCCGAAAGGACAAACCACAACCUGGUGGAUUGCUUUUCACAAAAUUAUCAAACCAAACAGCAUUCUUCGACAUUGCUUUCGGGGAUAAUUUUGGUAAAUUGCAAGAUAAAAAUAAAGAGGCCCUAAAAAGUAUGAAGCAACUCAGUCGUCUUUUCCCAAACAAAGUGACUAUACAGAUUCCCCAGGACGAAGCCAUGUUGGAGGACUGGAAACAAAAGUUAGAUCGAGACGUUGAGACAAUGAAAUCACAGUCAAAUAUUGCCCUUUUCCACUCGGUGCUAAGUCGGACUAGCCUUGUUUGUCCUGAUUUGGAAACAUUAUGCAUUAAGGAUCAAGCUUUGUCUGGUGAAAAUGUUGAAAGAGCUAUUGGCUGGGCUGUAACUCAUCACUACAUGCACUACACUCUCCCAAAGUUCAUAGAUAAAAAAAUGGUUAUUUCAAGUGCAAGUAUCAAAUAUGGGCUCGACAUUCUACAAGGCAUCCAAGAUGAAAACAAGAGUUUGAAGAAAUCUCUCAAGGACGUGGUCACUGAUAAUGAAUUCGAGAAAAAGCUCCUUGCUGAGGUCAUUCCACCCGGUGACAUUGGAGUCAGUUUCGACAACAUUGGAGCGUUGGAAAAUGUGAAGGAAACUUUGAAGGAAUUAGUGAUGCUACCUCUGCAAAGGCCAGAGUUGUUCAGCAAAGGACAGCUUAGAAAACCUUGUAAGGGAAUAUUGCUCUUUGGGCCUCCCGGCACAGGUAAAACAAUGCUUGCAAAAGCUGUAGCAACGGAAGCUGGUGCAAAUUUCAUCAAUAUAUCCAUGUCAAGCAUCACGUCAAAGUGGUUUGGUGAAGGGGAGAAAUACGUGAAAGCAGUCUUCACUUUGGCCAGCAAAAUAUCGCCUAGCGUUAUUUUUGUUGAUGAGGUUGACAGUAUGUUAGGGAGACGGGAAACCCCAGGAGAGCACGAAGCAAUGCGUAAAAUGAAAAAUGAAUUUAUGGUGAACUGGGAUGGCUUGCGUACAAAGGAUAAGGAACGUGUACUGGUACUUGCAGCAACAAAUAGGCCUUUUGAUUUGGAUGAGGCAGUAAUCAGGAGGCUUCCCAGGAGGUUGAUGGUCAGUCUGCCCGAAGCUCAAAAUAGGGAGAAAAUCUUGAAGGUGAUAUUAGCCACAGAAGAGAUGGGUCCAGAUGUUGAUCUGGAAGCAGUUGCUAAAAUGACCGAGGGGUAUUCAGGAAGUGAUCUAAAGAAUCUUUGUGUGGCAGCUGCACAUUACCCAAUAAGACAAAUUUUGGAGAAGGAGAAGAAGGAGAAAGCUUUGGCUCUGGCUGAGAACAGACCAUUGCCUUCAUUGCAUAGCUGUUCUGAUGUUCGGUGCCUGAGUAUGGAUGACUUCAAACACGCACACGAACAGGUAUGUGCAAGUGUUGCAUCAGAAUCACAAAACAUGAACGAGCUUCAACAGUGGAACGAAUUAUACGGGGAGGGUGGAUCAAGAAAGAAGACAUCACUUAGCUACUUCAUGUAGAGGGAGAUACAGGAGCUGUAUAGUAUAUUACAUCUAGGCGGUUCGCUCUUUUUUUUAUUUUUCCUUCUGUGAGACGGGGUCCUGCGCUCGUGAAAAUCCGAUCACAGGUUCGUCCGACCUAUAAAACCUCGGCGUUGUGCAUCAUCAUAUGUGUAGUUCAUGGGUAAUUCUGUCACCACCAGAUAAAAAAAUAUCACUUUAGCUUAUUCUACUGAUUUUUCCUUCUUCAUCAUUGCCUGUAUAUUCUUGUUUAAUUUAAUAAAUAUAUUCAAAUAUACUUCUCUUCUGAUUUCA
Molecule: messenger RNA, 4246 nt
Organism: Salvia miltiorrhiza (redroot sage)
Lineage: Eukaryota; Viridiplantae; Streptophyta; Magnoliopsida; Lamiales; Lamiaceae
Exons: 27
Coding region: 260-3952 (1230 amino acids)
Cellular component (GO): mitochondrial outer membrane
Molecular function (GO): ATP binding; ATP hydrolysis activity; protein binding
Source: RefSeq, a predicted model, not a curated record